Molecule: messenger RNA, 1172 nt
Organism: Anopheles funestus (African malaria mosquito)
Lineage: Eukaryota; Metazoa; Arthropoda; Insecta; Diptera; Culicidae
Exons: 2
Coding region: 153-1109 (318 amino acids)
Source: RefSeq, a predicted model, not a curated record
GUAGACAGGGCUAUUUAUUAUGCGAGUGUAUCCGUGUAGACAUAGCAUUAGAAGGUGUCAUUGAGGCUCUUUGUUUAUUUUCUUAGCGGCAUAUUUCGGAACGUAGAUCAGUACGAGAUUGAAAAUUAAACUAACGCGAGUUUUAUGUUAAAAUGUUACCCUCAAAACGCGACAGAAAAACUGGCUAUAUUUACCGGCUACGUAAAAAGUUGGAAAGUCAGAUUGAUAAAGAAUGCAAUGCCGAACUAGCAAACAUCUCCAAUAAUCUCGCUUCCGAUUCCGAAGAUGAACAAGAUAGCUACGUAUCUACCACCACCAUACCAGUCUGUACCAGUUUAAAGAUGACCUGCUCCGACAGCGAAGAUUCGCUAGAGGUUUCUGCAAAUGGUAGUUCCAUAUCCAUGGCAAGUCGCAUCCAGAAUCAUAGUGACAUCGCCGAAAAAUCAAAAAGCAAUGAAACGUUAUCAAGGGAACCUACAAUCACAAAAGUCCUGAAUGUUUUGACGUUGGUAUCAAAACGAGUUAAGAAAAUGCACGGAGCCACCGAUUAUAUCUUUACGGAGGUAGGGACUAUUUCGAACCGAUUGUUGCAGAUCGAAGAAAAAGUGGAUGCGUCUAUAACAUCCCUAGACAAAAUGAAGAAUGUAUUGACAAAAAGUUUCGUUUCUUUGGGAAAUCAAGAAAGGCCUGAAUCCCUGGAGUUCGAUUUCGAUUUUAAAAAAGUGUCAAACGAAGAAGAGUUUCUAGAGUUCGAUUACAAGCUCGGCAACGAUAAAGAAUAUUAUUCAAAAGUUAGAAAGUGGCUUACAAUGCAAUUCAAGAAAAACAACCCAGAUAACCGGAUGCAUAUAGCGAUGGAUUUGGUUUUCGAACGAACAUUUAUGCCUUUAUGCUGUUGGACUGGUCGCGGUAGAGGAGAAUCGAAAAUAGCAUUUAAAACGCGAACGAACAUAUUGAAAUUGUUUGCUGAUAUCGGUAGUAACAAGUUUACUACCGUGAAUGGAUUAUUAGUACAAAAAUUUUUCAAGAAAAAAUUUCCUCAUGCUAAAUCUAGGCUCAACCUAACUGGUACUAGAACUACGUUAUGCCGUAAGCGAAGAGUUAUUUAGAUUGAGGCUCUUUUUGCUUUUGGGGUUUUUGUCAACAAUAAACUGAUUUAAAUAUAUCCACAA